This is a messenger RNA of Tetrahymena thermophila SB210, 3423 nucleotides long. Its product is annotated as acetyl-CoA acyltransferase family protein. The record is from RefSeq and is a predicted model, not a curated record. Gene Ontology annotation, cellular component: membrane. The transcript has 12 exons. Gene Ontology annotation, biological process: potassium ion transport. NCBI's taxonomy places the organism in Eukaryota, Ciliophora, Oligohymenophorea, Hymenostomatida, Tetrahymenidae.
AGUAAAUAUAACAAGUAUAAGUAGACCUAGUAUACUCAAAAAAAAAGUAAGAGGACUAGCUAAAUAAAUACAUAAAUAAAUAAAUUUAAUAUAAAAUAAAUAAAUGAGAAGAAAUCAAAUACUUCCAAUAAAUACCCAAGAAGAUGAAGAAAGCGAAGAUGAGUCAGAAAAUCAAAAUUUUAAUGAAGAUGAAGACGAAGAAUAAACUUUUUUACCGACUAAUAAUUUAAGAAUAACUGUAGAAAGAUUGUUGACAGGAUAAUCAGGAAAGCUAAUUGAAUAUUUUACAGCUUUUUUAAGUUUUUUCUCUGUAGUUUAUUACAUCUUAAGUACUUAUAUAACAAGUAUGGUUAACUAUUUAGAUACUUUAGAUUACAUAGUCCUCAUUUAUUACAUUUCAGAAUUUAGUAUUAGGCUGUGGUCAGCUCCACAUUCUAUAAAUUUUCUAAUUAAAGCUUCUAGCAUUGUAGAUAUUCUUUGCGUUUGGCCUAUUUUUUUUCUACACAAUUAUUCUUAAAUGUCGUAAUUAGGCAAAUUUAUCAGAAUAUCAAGAAAUAUAAGAAUUCUAAAAGUAUCAAUGUUUGCCAAUAAGCACUAUAAAAGUCCAGAUUCUGAGUUUUCAAGUGUCUCUCAUUAAUAUUUUAUUUUAUUUCUCACGUUGACAACUAUUAUUUUGUUAAGUUCUGGAAUUCUAUUGAUUUUUGAAAAUGAUGAUAGGCAUUCUGCCUAUCUUUCAGACAUAGCUAAAGGUUGUACUAGCCCUGGAAAAUCAUCAGCUACUUUUGAUGAAAUGAUUUAUUAUGUAGUAGUAACAUUAGCUACAGUCGGUUAUGGUGAUAUAACGCUAGCUUCAGAUGAAGGAAGAGCAUGUGUCAUUAUAUUGAUAGUUAUCAGUAUUGUUUUAAUUCCUAAAUAAACAAAUGAACUUAUAGUUCUCAUGUAAAUGCAAAGUAAAUAUGCAAGAAACAAAUAUAGAUCUAAUCCGGAAAUACCUCAUAUACUUGUAUGUGGGCAUGUCGAAUUAUCUGCAUUAAAAUUCUUUUGCAAGGAAUUAUUUCAUCCAGACCAUGGCGGUUAAGAUAAACAUGCAAUUAUAUUGUAACACAAUCCUCCAAGUUAAGAAAUUGAAUAGUUUUUACAUAAUCCUCAAUUUGAACUUUUUCUACAUUACUUGCAAGGCAAUCCCAUGCUUGAUAGAGAUUUAAGAAGAACUUCUGUUUAUAGCUCAAAAGCUUGUGUUUUACUCACAGAUAAGUAUAUAACAGAUUCUCACUCAGCAGAUCAUAAGAAUGUUCUAACUGGUUUAGCUAUUAAGAAAUUUGUUCAUCACCAAACAAAAGGUGAGAAUAGUAUACGUCUUUGUAUUCAGCUCAUAAAACCAGAAAGUAAAGCUCAUUACUAUUCUUCAUUGUCUUUCAAGUCAAACGAUUUGCUGAUUGUUGUCGAGGAAUUUAAAAUGAACUUAUUAGCUAAAUCUUGCUUUUGCCCAGGAAUAAUUAGUUUAUUAGGAAACCUAAUUUAGAGUGCAGGAGAAAUAGAUGACUCUCAGUAUGAAGAUGAGUGGUUAAAAGAAUACAUGACAGGUAUAGGUCAUGAAAUAUAUAGAGCUGCUUUAUCCAGCAAAUUUGAAGGUAAAACAUUUACUGAAAUAGCUGCUACAGUAUACAAUGAGUUUGGAGGUAUUUUAUUUGGAAUAGAACUUGAUGUUGGUGGUUAAACUAUAAUAAGAUUAAAUCCAGGAAAUUAUGUGAUACCUAAUACAUUUGAAAAUAAAGUAAAAGUUUACAUCAUUUGUGAAGAUAAAAAAGUUGCAGAUUAAGUGACAAACUAUGAAUUGCUACAAGAAGAGAUUACAUAAUUUUAAUAAAUGUAAAAUCAUUAAAAAAAGAAGUAAAAGGAAUUGGAGAAAUAAGAAAGUAUGUUUUUGUAAAGUGUUUUUGAAGAAGAUUCAGAAGGCCAAAAAAAUAAAGGAAAUAUCGAAGAUAUUGAAAGCACAGAAGGCGAUUAUGUUCUUAUGCCUGAAUCAAUACCUUUGAUAAAUGUAACUCUUAUUAGUUUAAGAGAUUCAAUAAAAGUUACAAACCACAUUGUGUUAUGUGGCAUACACAGUUCUAUCUAUUACUUUAUUCUUCCUCUAAGAGCAAAAUAUCUGAAAGAGUUUUAGUAUAUUGUAAUUUUAUGUGAAGAGUAACCAACUAAGAUUUGGAAUGACAUAAAUCGCUUUCCAAAAAUCAUUUUCAUCAAAGGAUCACCUUUGAAACACGAAGAUUUAAUGAGAGCUAAUAUUUAGUUUGCAGAUAAAGCUGUUAUAUUUAGUAAAGAAGUAACUAAAGAAAUGAAUUAGGUAGAUGAAAUGCUUGAUUCAGAGAGUAUAUUUAUCUACAAGGCCAUUUAAAAGCUCAAUAAAAAUGUACAAAUUAUGAUUGAAUUAGUUUUUCCUUCAAACAUACAUCUAUUGCAUGAUAGCUCUGAUAAACAAAUUGCUUAAAAUUUAAUUCAAGCUGGAGAUAAUACAGAAUUGAUUCCUCUUUUUGCAGCUGGGUAAGUAUAUAUCUCUCCCAUGAUAGAUACUUUAACUUGCUAAACGUAUUACAAUCCUCAUAUCCUUACUGUUUUACAGCAAAUUUUAACUGGAGAUAAAUAGUCAUCAGCUGUAAUCAGAGCUAUUUGUGAUCAUGCUGAUUUGCACCAGUCUAACUUAUAUUAAAUUCCUGUACCUGAGGAUUAUUUUAAUAAGACUUUCGGUUAGUUAUUCCAUUAUCUUGCUACCGAGUAGCAAUUAAUUGCUUUAGCCUUAUAUCGACUUCCUGGUAGUGUUGGUAAUUAAUUUCCUUACACAUACACGAAUCCAAAAGAAAAUACCAAAAUCACUCAUAGAGACAGAGUCUUUGUUUUAGGGCAUUCAGUAUCUUCUGAUUUAAUCAAUAAUGAUGAGACUGGUUAGGAGAGUAUGUAUGAGGAUUUUUUGGUUAAUGAAGAAGAUCUGAGUUAAUUUGAAAACUUAAGAAAACUAGAUAUGGCUUUCUCGAAGCACAGUAAUAAAAAAAUUCCAACAAAGUAAGAAGUGAAAGAAUAACAAUAACUAAAUCAAAAAAUAGAUUUAGAAAACUUAAAUCAAAAUUCAGCAACAUUCAAAGUCAUGGAAAACAUAAAUGAUUAAAUUGAUAAAAUCAGAACUCAAAUAACUAAUUUAAAACUAAAUAUACAAGAAUAAGAUGAAGAUAUCAAAGAUAAAAUAAAAAGUGCAUUUAGAUAAGAAAUAGCAUCACUAUUAAAUUGAGGAAUAUAAAAUUUUAUACAAAAAAACAUAAUUAAUUGAUGAAUUUAUUUAUUUUCAAUUUAAAGAAUAAAUUUAAAUUUAUUUUAAUUAUUUUUAUUAAGACCUUUUUAAGUAGCUUAUUUAUUUUGUUUAAAUGUUCAAUU